CUUUCCUCUACGGAAAAGCAGAGUCUCUGGAGUCCAAAGCCAGUUUCGAGAUUCAACAGAAGGAGAAGCCAUGUCAGAGACCGACGUGCACGGAGAAGCAGUCGACUGGGAGUCCGAAGACGAGGAUUCCGAUGAUUCAGAAGAAGAAGAAGAAGAGUACACGUCGCCGUCGCAGCCACCGUCUUCGUCGAAUUUCGAUAAAGAUCGACACUUGGUGUAUCUACAGAUGAUGUACGAGUUGCUACCGCACCAUUAUCAAUCCCAGGAGAUCAAUCGUCUCACACUCGCUCACUUUAUAAUCUCGGGGCUUCACUUUCUCGGCGCAACAGACCGUGUUGAUAAAGAUGUAGUUGCGAAGUGGGUUCUGUCUUUCCAGGCCUUCCCUAGUAACAGAGCUUCGCUUAAAGAAGGUGAGUUCUACGGUUUCUAUGGUUCAAGGAGCUCCCAGUUUCCUAUAGAUGAGAAUGGGGAUCUGACUCACAACAACAGUCACUUGGCAAGCACAUACUGUGCCUUGGCUAUUCUUAAGGUGAUUGGGCAUGAUCUCUCGACCAUCGACUCUGAAUCAUUGUUGUUGUCCAUGAAGAACCUUCAACAAGAUGAUGGAAGCUUCAUGCCUACCCAUACUGGAGGGGAGACGGAUCUUCGGUUUGUAUAUUGUGCUGCUGCAAUCUCUGACAUGUUGGGUGAUUGGAGUGGAAUGGACAAGGAGAAGGCUAAGAAUUACAUAUUAAACUGUCAGUCAUAUGAUGGUGGCUUUGGGUUGAUCCCUGGUUCUGAAUCUCAUGGUGGUGGUACUUACUGUGCUAUAGCAUCCCUUAGAUUGAUGGGGUUUAUUGGAGCUGAUCUGCUGUCAAAUGAUUCUUCCAGUUCAAUACUAGACCCUUCAUUGCUUCUCAACUGGAGCCUGCAGAGACAAGCCAGUGAUGGUGGAUUUCAAGGAAGGACGAACAAAAGGAGCGACACAUGCUAUGCAUUUUGGAUUGGAGCUGUACUGAAACUCAUAGGAGGCGAUGCAUUCAUCGACAAAAUUGCUCUCCGACAAUUUUUACUAAGCUGCCAGUCCAAGUAUGGUGGGUUCAGUAAAUAUCCUGGAGCUUUACCGGAUCUGUAUCAUUCAUAUUAUGGUUACACUGCUUUUAGCUUCUUGGAAGAACCAGGAUUGAGUCCUCUAUGCCCUGAGCUAGGGUUACCACUUCUUACAGCCUUGGGAAUCUGAAACUUGAAACUUCUCAAGGUUCACAUUCUUUUAUCAACCAACUGUAACUUUUAUUUACCAACUGUAACUUUUAUUUAUUAAUGAUUAUUGGUUUGUGUA
Molecule: messenger RNA, 1318 nt
Organism: Brassica oleracea var. oleracea
Lineage: Eukaryota; Viridiplantae; Streptophyta; Magnoliopsida; Brassicales; Brassicaceae
Product: geranylgeranyl transferase type-1 subunit beta
Exons: 11
Coding region: 71-1219 (382 amino acids)
Biological process (GO): protein geranylgeranylation
Cellular component (GO): CAAX-protein geranylgeranyltransferase complex
Molecular function (GO): CAAX-protein geranylgeranyltransferase activity
Source: RefSeq, a predicted model, not a curated record